This is a messenger RNA of Fraxinus pennsylvanica, 948 nucleotides long. The record is from the annotation of a GenBank genome assembly. Lineage: Eukaryota; Viridiplantae; Streptophyta; Magnoliopsida; Lamiales; Oleaceae.
AUGGCGACGAGGCCUGAAGGAACUGGUGGCACAGCUCCUCAUCAUUCCUGGUUUCAUUUCCAAUCAGAAUAUGAAAUCUUUCAGCCAAUGUCAGAAUGGCAACAAAAAGGAGAAUCUGAUGUUCUAAUUCUUUAUCUCCCUGGUUUCUUGAAGGAGCAACUUAAGGCUGAAACUGACCGGAAUAUUAUCAGGGUUAGUGGAGAACGCCUAGUUGCCGGUAACAAGUGGAAUCGCUUCCGGGAGGAAUUUCAGAUUCCAGAAAACUGUGAAACGAAAUCAAUUCAUGCAAAGUUUCACGGAGGAAUUCUCACCAUUACACUGCCAAGAAAGACUGGUGGUACUAUUGGAGUCAAAGACGAAAAGAGAGACUUCCAAGAACCCGUCCUUCAAUCAAAAACCGCAAGUGAUCCAAAGCCUCAACAGGAACGCGAUAAUAGUCCUGCGAAUGUUAAUCCAACAAUUAGCAGCGGAAAACCAACAGACGAGAAAAGUUUAGAACCCUCAACCCCUCAGAAGUCACGGUUGAAGGAAGAAAACGACGGAAAGCGUACGCAACCGAGAGUUGCUGAAAAUGAUGAAGCAAAAGCAAAGCCUAUUACACCAGAAAAACCGCUUGAGAAGAUUGUUGAGCAGAAAAGCAGGAGCACAGAAAAAAGUAAAUUACCAACUGAUGCUGAAAUUGUCACCAAAAUGAUUGUUGAGAAGGAAAAUACGAAGAAAGAUCAAGCAGUUGAGGACAAAGAGUCGAAAGGAAAACAAAGAAUCGAUCCAUCUAUCGGUGAUCGUGCUAUCCUUGCACUCGAAAAGUAUAAGAAAGCAGUGAAAGGGCUUGUUGAGUUCAAAAAACAGAGACAACUUCUGGUGAAUAUGGGUGCAACCGUGCUAGUUAUUUUGGCACUUGCUGCUCUUGUCUCCUACAUCUUUAAAUCUGGGAAAGCCGAACACUAA